Ogataea philodendri is the source of this 807-nucleotide messenger RNA. RefSeq lists its product as uncharacterized. The transcript has a single exon. The record is from RefSeq and is a predicted model, not a curated record. Bases 1 to 807 code for a protein of 268 amino acids. Lineage: Eukaryota; Fungi; Ascomycota; Pichiomycetes; Pichiales; Pichiaceae.
AUGUCUGAACCAGCUUGGAAACGAUUGGGGCUGAAGAUUAAGGAGACAGUGGAGACUGAUCCGCUGUAUCUUACGAAGGUCAACGUCUCACGCAAGCGAAAGGUCGAGCCAAGUGAAAAUACAGAGAAGAAGCCUCCUAAACGGAAGAAGCUCCCUAAAAGUGAGAGGCCUGCUCCACCAGAGAAGGACCAACUCAAGUAUUUACGCCAAUAUAACGAAGAUAGAGAGAACUGGAAGUUUUCAAAGGCAAAACAAGCCUGGAUCUUGAGAAAUAUCAAGCAUAUUCCUGCUGAAUAUGAGGAGUCAUUGAUGAUUUACGUUAAUAGCAUUCAAGGAGGAUCCAAAGAUCGACUCAAGGAUGAUAUGGUGGCCGUGAUAGAAAAGUGGAAUACUGCCGCUAAUACAGUUGAAAACUCCAAGAGCGAUGUGACGGGAGAAGAAGCCAAUGAGGGGUCCAGUGGGGAACCCAAAGAGACUGAUCAAGAGAAGAAAAGUUCAAUAGCUGACGAUAAAGACAUUCCCGACUUCAACUACGUUAUGCUUGCUAAAAAGAUAUACGAGAUGUUAACGGGCACGAAGAUUGACGUUGCUGGAGCAGUUGAGGAAGAGAAGCAGGAAGAACAGGAGGAGCAUCCUUUGAUUGUGGAAGAAGUGGAUGUAGAGGAGUAUCUCGAUGACAACGACAACGAAUUAGUCGAUGCAAAACAGUCGGACUCUGAGCUGGCCACGAAGAAACCGCCAAAAAAGCAUAAGGAUAAGAAAUCCAAGUCCAAGAAGGAGAAAAAAUCAAGUGGGGUGUCUUCGUAA